CACCAAGAUGGCACCGAAAAGGCAGCAUGUUUUGAAAAGGACCAAAAAGGGUGCUUGCUGGAAGUUCACCCUGGACUGCACUCACCCUGUGGAGGAUGGGAUUCUUGAUUCUGCCAAUUUUGAAUCAUUUCUGAAAGAGAAGGUGAAGGUUAAUGGCAAAACAGGAAACCUGGGAAAUAUAGUGCAAAUUGUGCGUCAGAAGAACAAAAUCAACGUCACUUCAGAGAAGCAGUUCUCUAAAAGGUAUCUCAAGUACCUCACUAAGAAAUACUUGAAAAAGAACAACCUACGAGACUGGCUGAGGGUGGUGGCAUCAGAUAAGGAAAGCUACGAGCUGCGCUACUUCCAGAUCAGUCAAGAUGAUGAAGAAUCUGAUGCUGAUGAAUGAAGACUCAGUCUUGAAAUGUUUAAUGGGUGUGUCAGUGUCCUGUAAAAGCUGUCUCAUCUUCAAAUGCAGGACUUGAUAUCUACUUGUUAAUAAAAAAACAAACUGAAA
Molecule: messenger RNA, 496 nt
Organism: Xyrauchen texanus (razorback sucker)
Lineage: Eukaryota; Metazoa; Chordata; Actinopteri; Cypriniformes; Catostomidae
Gene: rpl22l1
Product: ribosomal protein L22-like 1
Exons: 4
Coding region: 8-388 (126 amino acids)
Biological process (GO): cytoplasmic translation
Cellular component (GO): ribosome
Molecular function (GO): RNA binding; structural constituent of ribosome
Source: RefSeq, a predicted model, not a curated record